Molecule: messenger RNA, 633 nt
Organism: Ilex paraguariensis (yerba mate)
Lineage: Eukaryota; Viridiplantae; Streptophyta; Magnoliopsida; Aquifoliales; Aquifoliaceae
Source: the annotation of a GenBank genome assembly
AUGUCGUUUACAGUUUGGGCGUCUUAUUCAUCAUUUGUCAUCAAUCCGGCCAUUCUUCCGGAAAAUUCUGAUUCUCCAGCUAAUUGGAACCAAAUAGACGGUUUGAACGCCACAUCGGUGAAAUCCGACUAUUACUCCGAUAGCGUUCCUCAUGAACCGAAGAGAGAGAAGGAGACACACCUUCACUUCUUCAUUCAUGACAUAAUCACAGGCAAAAACCCAACUGCACUCAAGGUUGCCCAAGCCAAUCUCACAGGUAUCGACACCAACCCAACAGGGCCAACACCCUUUGGCUCCACUUUUGUCGUCGACGAUCCACUCACCACCGGCCCCGAUCCGACGUCGGAGGUCAUCGGAAAUGCUCAGGGUGCCUACGUAUCAUCCAGUCAGGGCAAAGACGUAGUUCUGGUACUGUACCUUGAUUUUGGCUUCACGACCGGCAAAUUUAAUGGAAGCUCCAUCAGCGUUUUUUCGAGGAAUCCGAUAACGGAGCCGGAAAGGGAGCUUGCAGUUGUAGGAGGGAGAGGGAAGUUUAGGAUGGCAAGAGGGUUUGCUAAGCUUAAGACUUAUUCUGUUAACCCUACUCUUGGCAACGCUGUGGUUGAGUAUCAUGUCACCGUACUUCAUUACUGA